This is a messenger RNA of Limulus polyphemus (Atlantic horseshoe crab), 944 nucleotides long. Its product is annotated as transcription factor IIIB 90 kDa subunit-like. The annotation marks the transcript as partial. The transcript is spliced from 8 exons. The record is from RefSeq and is a predicted model, not a curated record. Lineage: Eukaryota; Metazoa; Arthropoda; Merostomata; Xiphosura; Limulidae.
AAAUUACUGAAGGAAAAGGAGAUCUUGAUCUAACGGGAAUUGAUGAUGAUGAACUUGAUGGGUACAUAAUGACUGCAGAAGAAGCAAAACUGAAAUCUGAUCUGUGGAUGAAAGUUCAUGCAGAUUACCUUCAAGAGCAGAAAGAAAAACAAGAGAAGAAAGAGAGAGAAAAAGAGGAGAGUGCCAAAUCUGAUCAAAAAAAGAGAAAAAGACGUACAAAAAAGAAAGUUCAGUCACAAGCUAACACUGCUGGUGAAGCCAUAGAAAAAAUGCUCCAAGAGAAAAAGAUUUCCACUAAGAUAAACUAUGAUGUUCUAAAAAGCUUGAAAGACCAAGAUUUAAAAUCAUCAUCAUCCCCUGCCAAAAAUGAAUGCCCUCAACCUUCUUUAGACUCACCCAUAAGAAGAGACUCCAAGUCAUCUGGUAGCAAAAUAAUAAAUGGAGGAGUACCCCCAUCAGGGAUUUCAAAUCUGAUAACUUCCAUUAUUAGCACCAAAAGAUUAUCAUCAGAAAGAAGCCCUGAAAGUAUGGAAUGUAGUCAAUCAACCAGGAUUGCAGAAGUAGAAACAGCGGCUGAAUUUGAAGUCUUAGCAGAUAAUUCCAUUGUCACCAGUAUGGUAGGUGAGGAAGAUAAAAUACUGGAUGACAUUCCAGUUGAGGAUCCUGAACAUGAGGAUGAAGAUUUAGAAGAAGAUAUUGAGGAGGAGACUGAUGCCCAUUUGAGCGUUGCACAACUUUUAGGUCAUUACAGAGGCUACACUUUCACCUGUCUUAUCAUAGAUCUUAUCUUCUUUGAUGCUGUGGCUGCCUACAUAUUCAUCAUCUUUCUCACUCCUCAAUUCCUUCAGUUGUUACAAGAAGCAUUACAGAUUACUGCAGCACUGGAGAGGUUGAAAAUACAAAUCAUUCAAAAUAAGAAAUCUAAGUUAUAUGCAACUUACUAA